Molecule: messenger RNA, 1797 nt
Organism: Pteronotus mesoamericanus
Lineage: Eukaryota; Metazoa; Chordata; Mammalia; Chiroptera; Mormoopidae
Gene: SHISA5
Product: shisa family member 5
Exons: 6
Coding region: 41-778 (245 amino acids)
Biological process (GO): positive regulation of canonical NF-kappaB signal transduction
Cellular component (GO): endoplasmic reticulum
Source: RefSeq, a predicted model, not a curated record
UUCCGUCCGCCUGCGUGUCCGUCCGCCCGCCUGCCCAGCCAUGGCCGCGCCGGCCUCUGCCCCGCGGAACCUGUUCCUCCUGGUCUUGCUGCUGCUGCUGCUGCUGCUGCCACCGCCCCCCGGGGCCCACGGUGAGGUGUGUGUGGAUUCCAGUGGAUACGACCUCCACCCUAAGUACUGUCCUGUUUUCUGCUGUGGCACCUGUUACAACCAGUACUGCUGCUCUGACAUACUGAAGAAAUUUGUGUGGAACAAGGAAAGCUGCGAGGACCGUUUAGCUGCGGUCAGGAAGAGCGUGGAGAACUUGGAGCAGCUGGCCUCGUCGCUGAGCUUUAACUCUGACAUGGACGACAACAUGCCGGGGUUCGAGGCCACUGUUGCCGUCGGCGUGACCAUCUUUGUGCUCAUCAUCGUCACCAUCAUUGCCUGCUUCACCUGCUCCUGCUGCUGUUUGUACAAGAUGUGUUGCCAACCUCGCCCUCGCCCGGUUGUGACUACCACGUCCACCACCGUGGUGCACACCCCCUACCCUCAGCCUCCAAGUGUGCCGCCUGCCUACCCGGCGCCGUCGUACCAGGGCUACCACCCCAUCCCCCCCCAGCCAGGGGUGGCAGCAGCACCGUACCCGGCACAGUACCCACCGCCCUACCCAGCAGCCCAGCCCAUGGGCCCACCUACCUACCACGAGACAUUGUCCGGAGGUGCGGCCACACCCUAUCCUGCCAGCCAGCCUCCUUACAACCCGGCUUACGUGGACCCCCCUAAGGCUGCCUACUGAGCGCGCCCCUGCAUCUCCAGUUGCCACUUGACACGUCAUGUGUGUCUGUGUGUGUCUGUGUGUGAAUGGCUAGGCAGGCACGGCCCUUUUCUCCCCGUGCAGGAUGUGUGUGUGUCGUGACUGGGAUGCUGACAGGUGGGGGCAAUCCUUGCCAGAGUUGCUGGGACCAUACUUCGUUCUCUUCCUCACUUCAAGUUUUGCUUCCUUGAAAUUUCAAACAAAAUUCCAAGAAUGGGGUGGGAGUUCAUGGCCAGACCACCCAGGGGGAUCGGUGUGGGGGGGCUCAUCACACUGGGGUGGCACAGCUUUUUGGCAGCGAGAUGUACACGUGCUCUGGCUUCAACAGAACGGCUCGGCCCCGUCCCCAGGGUGUGCGUCCCUUCGAAGACCCGGAGCUGGGAUGCCGGGGAGUGGGCGACGCCGGGACCUGGCCGAGCUGGGUUUUGAUCCCCAAGCCUGUGUCACGCCGCGUGGGAAGUGCGCAGCCUUGUGAUAGCAAAACGCCCGGGGACUCUUCUGCAGCCUCCCUGGGGCCACCUGGAGGGCCGUAGCCAGGGGCCCGGCCCUCUACCCCUGCGGGCAGGGCAGUCUCUGUCCACCUGCGCACUCAGGUGUCCUCCCUGCAGUGUUUGUUUUAUUUCUAGCCAAACAUUUUGCUUGUUUUCUGUUUUAAAAUGUAUGUGGUAGUUGCUGUGAGGCUGAAGCCCCUGGAUCCUGGAGGGAAAUCGGCCCCCAGAGGACAGGGACCAUCUGACCCUGGUGGUCCCUGCUCCCCUCACACCAGCCUCAGCACAGCCAGCUCCUGUACCCCCGGCCCAUUUUGUCCUUGCAGUGGGGACACCUAGGCCAGUCGGGCACCUGGACCCAAGGUGGAAGGGGCCCCUGCAGCUGGUGGCCCGGAUGUGAAUACCUCGGACCCCCCGCCCCCCACUGUUGCUGUCUCACCAGCUCUGUCUCAGCUUUGUGCCUGUUCGUGUGUUUCUGAGUCCGGGGUCUGUGCCUCUGUUUACAAUAAAUGC